GUCACGGGCGACGUGGCUUGGCUCGCGGGAGGAGCAGGUCAAGCAAAAGAAGCAGGCGUAAUAAUCCUUCUUCCACAAUAUGUUACUUCAACAUGAUGGCCUCAAGACAGCUCAAAGAGGUGAAGGAUAAAAAUGGAACAUUCUCCUCGGUUUUAUGCGGAUGACGCUUGGACUGCAGACAGGAUAAAAAACAGCCAUUCUCAAAACAAUUGACAGUUCCCUCAAGGUUACAGGGGUGCGUUGACAGUAUUAAAGUACACUGAAGCAGCAGAGCUGAUAAUGAAACAUGGCACGAUCUCCAGAGGUGGCCAUGGUUGAAGUCCAGCUGGAGAUUGAGUACACCUAUCCCAAGUUCCUGCUCAUUGCCUUCAGUGCUUGCACCACAGUGCUAGUUGCUGUCCACCUCUUUGCCCUCCUCAUCAGCACCUGCAUCCUCCCCAACGUGGAGGCCGUCAGCAAUAUCCACAACCUGAACUCAGUCAAUGAGUCUCCACACGAGCGCAUGCACUAUUACAUCGAGCUGGCCUGGGGCUUCUCCACCGCGCUGGGCAUCCUCCUCUUCCUCACUGAGGUGGUGCUGCUCUGCUGGAUCAAGUUCCUGCCGAUCGACGCUCCGAAGAAUAGGACAAUGGGGACGGGAGGAGGAGGUGGUGACUACACGGGUUGGCAGGCAGCUUUUGCUUCCACUAUCAUCAUGGUGCCGGUCGGCCUUAUAUUCGUGGUGUUCACCAUCCACUUCUACCGCUCCCUGGUCGGGCACAAGACCGAGCGGCACCACCAGGAGAUCGAGGAGCUGCACAAACUGAAGGUGGAACUGGACGGUCACGACCGACUGCAGGUGGUUUGAAAUGAGGGAGGAGGAGGGGGGGGAAGAUGGCAGAGCCUCGCUUGGGGGGAGAGAACUCUCCACUCCUUACAGCCUCUUGCUCUCGGGUGCGGUGCCCAGCGGACUCUCUCAUUCUAUUCGGGAAUCUAGGUUUACAGCUGUAGCUUUCACGUCCUCGCGAGCGGUUAGAUUUGCGUUGCCUCGUCUCUCCAAUGAAGAAAUCAUCAAGAUUUCAGUGUUUCCAGCCCGGCAUUUCCACUAACGGGAUGAAAUACGAGCUGGCCGGGGGGGGGGGGGGAAGCAUCCAUUGUUACCUGUGACUUGGAGAGACACUUAAAAUUCAUUUUACACGGCGGAAAAAGGACUCAAGGGCUUGAGCACUGGCUCACAUGAGGGGAGGAUGUGGGCUGAGGCAAGAUUUAGUCAUUCAAGCUUUGUCCUUCUAGAGCACAAUUGUAAGACCUGAGAACCUGUGAUUUGCUGCUGAGACCAGUUAGCAGUGAGUUUGGUACCGACGUCUUAACCCAGUAGUGAACGAUGUAGCUGUGGUCAUACUCGGUGUCUUUUCAGCAUGUGUCCGCUGACCUUAUUGCAGCUUGGUCCAUUCUCCUCCUUUGCACCAAAUACAAGUUAUUGACAUAUUUUCUGAAACUCGUUUUACUAAUUCUCUGCCCCCCCCCCCCCCACACACACACACGCACCCUCCCUCUUCCCUGCCUACCUUACACGUGUUUGUUAGAGAGCCCGGUGGAAGUUUCCCUCCACUUGACCACGUUAACAUUAACAUCUGAAAUCCUAAUCUGCGGUGGCUGCCGUUACUUAAGCUCCCAACACCCAAUGACUGUUCGCCUUAAACCUUUCCAGCCUUUCUGACAAACCCCUUAGACGGAGCCCUUCGCUGCUGAUGAUGUGGGUUGGUUUUCAGACUUUUCCUGCAUUACCUGCGGGGAAACUCCAGGGAGCAAACAGUAAAUAAAUAUGCAAAAAAACA
Messenger RNA from Callorhinchus milii (elephant shark), 1817 nucleotides. RefSeq names its product ORAI calcium release-activated calcium modulator 2 (gene orai2). The coding region runs from base 287 to 847 and encodes 186 amino acids. Gene Ontology annotation, cellular component: membrane. Lineage: Eukaryota; Metazoa; Chordata; Chondrichthyes; Chimaeriformes; Callorhinchidae. The record is from RefSeq and is a predicted model, not a curated record. Gene Ontology annotation, biological process: store-operated calcium entry. Gene Ontology annotation, molecular function: store-operated calcium channel activity. The transcript is spliced from 5 exons.